This is a messenger RNA of Chara braunii, 4524 nucleotides long. The record is from the annotation of a GenBank genome assembly. Lineage: Eukaryota; Viridiplantae; Streptophyta; Charophyceae; Charales; Characeae.
GUCCAAGGCAAGGCCGCUGGCGCACGCAAGACGACUAACUGGCGCUGGCGCACGCAAGACGACUAACUGGCGCGAGUUGGCGGGAGCCGCGCGAGCGACUGGCGCUACGUGCGCGGUGUUUUGAUUCGAAACGAAUUCUCUCGAUCAGUGGGGGACGAGAGCGCGACGGAGCGAAUUUGCAGAGGAGAGAGGCGGCAAAGAGAGAGAGUGUGCGGUGUGGCGCUGCUCACAGGUAGGCAGGCAGGCAGGCAGGCAGGCAGGCAGGCAGGCAGCGAGGUAUAAAGGCUGGCUGGCUGGCUCUGCCAAGCGCAGUCAAGUUGAGCAGAAACAGAUGAAGAGUCCGAUCAGCAUCAGCAGCAGUAGCAGAGGUAGCAAGCUUUGGCAGAGCCAGCAGCGAGCAAGAAGGAGCAAGCAGGGAGCAAGAAGAAGCAAGCAGGGAGCAAGCAGAAGCAAGAAGUGAGAAACAGAAGCAGACUGUGAGGAAAGCGAGGGGGCCAAGGAGGGGGGCGGAAGGAAAAGGGGGGAAUAAGGGGAUGCGUCGGCGGAUACGCAGGCGACUUAUCCGCCGCAAUCAAGGUGUGCUGCCGUAAGCGUGAAAAUCUCGUCCACGUCAUCGUCGUCCGCGUGUGUGUGAGAGAGAACACACACACAAAGAGAGAGAGAGAGAGAGAGAGAGAGAGAGAGAGAGAGAGAGAGAGAGAGAGAGAGAGAGAGAGAGAGAGAGAGAGAGAGAGAGAGAGAGAGAGAGAGAGAGAGAGAGAGAGAGAGAGAGAGAGAUGACGAUGUAUUCGACGCAUCAUAACAUAGCGGGGCCGGAGACGAGGAAGAGGAAGGUGGCAUAUUUUUACGACCCCAACAUUGGCAAUUACUAUUACGGGCAGGGGCAUCCGAUGAAGCCUCAUAGGAUCCGAAUGACCCACAGUUUGCUGCUUCAUUAUGGGUUGUUUAACAUGAUGGAGGUUUUCACCCCUCACCCUGCUGAUAACAAGGACAUGUGUCGUUUUCACGCCGACGACUAUGUGGAGUUCCUGCGCACCGUCUCCCCUGAGAAUCAGCACGAUCAUCUCCGCGAGCUCAAGCGCUUCAACGUUGGCGAAGACUGUCCCGUUUUCGAUGGCCUGUUCCAGUUCUGUCAAGCCUACACUGGCGGCUCCAUCGGCGGCGCCGUUAAGCUUAACCGUGGUCAUUCCGACAUCGCUAUCAACUGGGCAGGUGGUCUGCACCACGCCAAGAAGUGUGAAGCUUCUGGAUUCUGCUACAUCAACGACAUCGUUUUGGCCAUUCUUGAGCUUCUCAAGUAUCACGCCCGAGUGCUUUACAUCGACAUUGACAUUCACCAUGGUGAUGGAGUGGAGGAGGCAUUCUACACGACGAACAGGGUGAUGACGGUCUCGUUCCACAAAUUUGGGGAUUACUUCCCUGGUACCGGAGAUUUGCGGGAUAUCGGUUAUGGGAAGGGAAAGUAUUAUUCCCUGAAUGUUCCCCUCAAAGAUGGCAUGGACGACGAGAGUUAUCACUGCAUGUUCAGGCCGAUCAUCAGGAAAGUCAUGGAGGUGUUUCAACCUGGUGCCGUGGUUAUUCAGUGCGGGGCUGAUUCCUUGUCCGGAGAUAGAUUAGGAUGCUUCAAUCUUUCUGUGAAGGGCCAUGCGGACUGUGUCAAGUAUGUGCGGUCUUUCAAUGUCCCUCUCCUCGUGCUCGGCGGUGGCGGCUACACGAUCCGCAAUGUUGCUCGAUGCUGGUGUUACGAGACUGGUUGUGUUCUUGGAGUUGAGCUGGACGAUCUCAUGCCGCCGAAUGAAUACUUUGAGUAUUAUGGACCAGAUUACCAACUCCACGUGAAGCCCAGUAACAUGGAGAACAUGAACGACAAACCAUACCUCGAUAUGAUCAGGAAUACUCUGCUUGAGAAUUUGGGAAAGAUUGUUCCGGUUCCCAGCGUCCCAUUUUAUGAGAGACCACCAGACACAGAAUUUCCUGAUGAGGAGGAAGAAGAUCCUGAUGUUCGGGGGAGGGAUCGGUUCUACGAGGGGGAACUUUCAGACUCAGAGGAUGGGCGGAGACCACAUCAUCACCAUCGCGUGUCAGAAUCGUCAGGAAUUGAGAGAGAUGGAGGAAGAAGGCAGUUGCCAGCAAGGAGGGAGAGAACAGAGCGAUUGGAACGAGCAGAGCGGUUGGAGCGGGCAUCGGUGGUGCGAGUGAAAAAAGAGGAAGACGAGAUGGGGCCAAUUCCUGUGCAGGAUGAGAGUGGAGCGGAUGAAGGUGUAGCAGCUGCUCCAGGUCCUUGUGAUGAUGGUGACGAUGAAAUGGAGGCUGCCUGGAUCUCAAUCGGGAUGUGCCAGGCAUGUGGCCUCGAUGGCGGUCGCGGAGGAGGUGCCCCACAUGUGGCCGCGAUGGCGGGCACAUGUUGCAAUGAAUACGAGGAGGGGAAUGAUGACUGGGCAAAGGAAGAUGACAAGGAGAACGAGGAGGAGGAGGAGGAUAACGAAUCUAUGGAGUGGGAGGAGGACGAUGAGGAGGAGGAGGAGGAUGACGGUGACAAAUGGGAGGAGCGGGAUAACGACUACCCGUUAACCGCUUGUGUCGAACGCGCAUCACAAAAAGAUGUGCCUGGUGUGCUGAAAAGCACACAGGGUGACGACAUGGAGCUGGAGAAGGAGGUGGAAGAUGGAGAUGUGCACAUGCAGGAUACUCAGGAACCAGCCGCUUGCGCGACAUCGUCUCUGCCAAGUGCGGUAGGUGGCCUGCAAGCGCAUUCAAGGGAGAGGGAGGUGGUCCUAACCCGAGGGGAAGCCGGGGAACACCAAAGUGGUCACACUGGGGGCAGCAAUGGAGAGUCGUUGGGCGCAAUGGGACCUCAUCAUUCACAUGGGACUGCAGCAGGACCAGCGUGUGGUCCCGGAAUGGCACCUGAUCCCUAGUUUUUGACCGGCCUCCUGGUUUGGGUCUCUUACGUAAACGAACUCUGCCAGGUGAGAGCCAGGUUGGUAGUAGAUUAGUGGUAGACGUAGGGACGACGAAGAGGAGAGCGUCAAAGGCUGGGUUUUAUUGUGUGAGAUGUGGAGAGGAAGGGUGUGUGUGUGACAAGCAGCAGAUGGAAAGGACAAUGUAUGCAUUUUUGUAGGUUUCCUUCCGCUGAUGUCAGGUGUCAGUCCUACAGUACUGUCAGGUCCCAACUGAUGGUUGUAGUGGGUGGGAGAAAUUGUAGAACGACAUUAUUCGUGUAUGCCGUGGCAGUGUAUUCUUGUGGUGGUCAUUCACAUGCAUUUGGUUUGCAUGCUACAGGCGAGCACUGAACAGGGAAGGUAGUGGAGGUGUGGGGACGGGAGAAGAGGGGGAUGGGAUGAUGAGGUCCGAAGGGAAAGAUUGGGGGGGGUGCGGCGGGGGGGGGGGGGGGGGGGGGGGGGGAAAGGGGGGGGGGGGGGGGGGGGGGGGGGGGGGGGGGGGGGGAGGAGCCAUGUGGAAGAGAAGGUGGAAGCGCAUGUGCGAGUGCCUGUAUGUGUACGUGUAUGUCUGUGCGUAGACAAGGGGAGGGAGAGCAUCCCAUGUAUGCGUCAACGUCUGUACAUGUCUUUGCGUCAAAAGGCUCGUGAUUUGUGAAAUAAUCAUCUUGCUCUGUGCAGGUCGUGUCGGUGUCUUUUCGUUCCCUUUUUUUGUUUUUGUUUUUCUCUCUCUGUCUCUCUCUGAGGGGUGGGAAGUGUUGGAAUUCUUGCAAUUUUUAGCGCUCAUGCGGGUCCGGUGAUCGUCAUUCAUGUCGUGCGAGGAUCAGGGCGUCUCGACUCUCAAGACAAUUCUACAGAUAGAUUAGUUGGACAUUAGGUGUGCACAAUUAUUAGUGGGAAAAAGGCGGUGAGACGUGAGGGAAAUGGGAUGUGCGGCAGUGUGUCCAGAUUCGAUGAAUGUUGAGAAAAUCAUGCUGCUUGUUUAUGUAUGCUGCUUGUUUAUGUAAGUGGCAUGUGUGGUUGGUCUUGGCUUUGAGAGAGGAGGAGGAAGAAGAGAAGAAAAGGGCGGAAAGGGGGCGGAGGUGUUGUUUUUUAACCUUUUUUGAAGUUUUUCAUCAUUUCGAAUUUUUAGAAAAGUGUUCAGGCUGGAAUUUCAGAACCACCGACUCAUUGUAAAUGACAUUGAAAUGACAUUGAAAUGACAUUGGGAAAAAAAAAAAAAAAAAAAAAACAUUGAAAUGAUUGUGAGAGUAUAAUAGGCCUCUCUCCUCUUCUUCUUUCCGAAACCUGUGUGCAGGGGUAGGUAGGGGACUCGGGAGGGAGAGGGGACAUUGACAAGGGGGAGCGCUCAGGCUGGAGUCUGAGACUGCUGACUCGUCGUAAAUGGCAUUGAAACGAUUGUGAGAGAGUAUAGGCCUCUCUCUUCUUUCUGAAACCUGUGUGUGCAUUGUCCACCUUUUUCGUGCAUUUGCCGGUUUCACGAACGCGACGGCGGAGUACGGGCGAGAGAGCGCACGACAUCGCUCCACGCCACUACGUGAACAAUUUGUAGCAGGAGGAAGCAGAAUGAAAAGAAAAGAAAAUU